Miniopterus natalensis is the source of this 4218-nucleotide messenger RNA. Lineage: Eukaryota; Metazoa; Chordata; Mammalia; Chiroptera; Miniopteridae. The record is from RefSeq and is a predicted model, not a curated record.
GAGGGAGAGAAUGUAGACUGAGAAGAUGAGACUGAAGUUUGAAUCUUGGUGUCAUUAAUCAAAGUGAUUCUUAAAGCUUGACGUUGAUUUUAAAUGGAGAAAUUGAGUAAAUAAGAUGUUAUUUCCCAGUUUAGUAUAUUGGUUGCCUAUAAGAAUAUUUUCCUACAAGGAAUGGUCGUAUGUACUUGUUUUAGAACACCUGGGACAGUGGAGGUGGUGGGUGGUCACUUCCUUUUCUUGUGGCCCAAGAAUUUAGGUUUCCAGGAAUUUGAUCAAUUUAGCCACUAAAGAUUCACUACCCAGAUCCCUCUGUCUUGAUUUGCUUCAAAAACCAAAGAAGUUAGGAGAAAAAAAGCAAGGAGAAUAUAUUAAUCCCUAGAAUUGAACAGAGCAAAAAACUCUAUUGCUCUUAUACCUAAAACAUUUUUACCUCAUGGGCUCAUCCCUUACACUCUAGGUGGUUCUAUGUGUGCAUUCCAUGCCUGAAAUUAGCGUGUUUCUUAUGUUCUAGCUCUAAACCUAUCAGGUGUUUCCAGUGCCUUUAGAACCCCAGAGAACUUUUCUUUCCCUACUUCUAUGAUCCUUAACUUACUGUAACAUAUUAUUAAGGGCUUUUGUCAUAUCAGGGCACUUCCUGAAGGAGAAGGGGUUUUCAUCUGGCUUAUCUCUGGGCUCCGAAUUUUAUAGCCUGGAGCUUCACAAUUGCGGGGUGCUCACAACUGUUUUUCCUGAACUGAGGUGUCUAGUCUCCUUGGGAAGAGAGGAUCUGUGCAUAGAUCGGCUGGGGAGCUUGCCUCUCCAGGGGCCUAUGGAUUAGUAACAUACUGGAAUGCCCAAGAAUGACCUCAUAAAGCAAGGAUUCUCCUUGUGGACCCUUCUGUGUGGUCCGUGGAAUCUGGACGCUGAGGAAAUCACUGAGCAGAGAUUUUCUGUUGGGUGAUAAAAGCGAGGAAUAAAAAUUGAAAAUUUGGAAAAUGUCUCAACACCGGUAUCGCCGUGUCCACCGCUCAAAAGGCAUUUCUGAUACCCUGUUGGAAAAUGCAUCGAAGGUGUUCUUUGAAAGAUUCAAGACAUUUCAGAGGAAAGAUACUCAAUGUCAGGCAUUUGUGAAGAGAGUUCUAAUGAGUCGUCUGUUUAAGAUAGUGAUGAUUAGCACCAUCUCAGCGAAUGCCUUUUUGUUGGUCUUGUGGACUGAUUAUAAAACAAAAUACAAAUUAUUCAAACUUUCUGAGGUCUCAGAGAUCUUCUUUGUGGCCAUGUAUAGUGCCGAGUUCUAUGUGAAGCUCUAUGUGGACCCCAUAAACUUCUGGAAGGAUGGCUACAACCUGCUAGAUGUGAUGAUUAUUGUCAAUGUCGUGAUCCCCUAUGCUCUCCGCAAGAUCAAGGGCAAGCACUACCCCUACCUCAACAUUGCUGAUGGCAUGCAGUCCCUGCGCAUCCUCAAGCUUAUCACCUAUAGCCGUGGCAUCCGGACACUCAUCAGCGCCACGGGGCAGACAGCCUACACCGUGCUGUCUGUGCUCUUCCUGUUCUUCGUCCUGAUGUACAUCUUCGCUGUCCUGGGCUUCUGCCUGUUUGGAGCUCCAGAUAGGGGUGACUGGAAAAACUGGGGGAGCCUAGCUGUGGCCUUCUUUACCCUCUUCAGCUUGGUGACGGUUGAUGGCUGGACAGACCUGCAGCAGCAGCUGGACGACAAGAAGUUUGCUCUGAGCCGAUCGUUCACCAUCCUCUUCAUCUUGCUCGCCUCUUUCAUAUUCCUCAGCAUUUUCGUGGGUGUGAUGAUCAUGCAUACCGAGGACUCCAUCAAAAAGUUUGAGCGGGAGCUAAUGCUGGAGAGGCACAUGAUACUCAUGAAAGAGAAGCAGGUGAUCGUGAAGCGGCAGCAGGAGGAGGUCAGGAGGCUGAUGCACGCACAGCAAAAUGUUGACUACAAAAGUUUCAGUGAGCUGGUGGAGAACUUCAAGAAGACCUUGCAGCACACCGACCCCAUGGUCUUGGAUGAUUUUGGCACUAGCCUACCCUUCAUCGAUGUCUACUUGUCCACUCUGGACAACCAGGACACUACGAUUUACAAGUGUGGUGAAUGCCAGGUGCAAGCGUGUGAUGGCUGGAGCCCGGGUGGCACAGAGCCCACCCCUGUGCUCAGGCCCCCUCUCCUGCCCCACUUCAGGCUGCAAGAGCUGUACUACGAGAUUGUGCAUGUGCUGAGGCUGAUGCUCGAAGACUUGCCCCAAGAGAAGCAGCCCCAGUCCUCAGAAGAGGUUGACGAGCAGUAGCAUGGUGCGGGUACCCAGGCGCUGAGGGCCUCACAGGCUGUGACAGGCCCCCCAUUAAACAUGGGCUUUCUGCAUUGGUCUCUUCAUGGUUGCUGUGAUCAUGACAUUUCCCCACCUUUGGGAGUUGGGUCUGGACAGGUGCCCAUGAAGCCUGAUUCCCUGACACAGCCAGACCUUGGGAGUGGGAGAGGGAGGCUCAAGACUCGUCCUGGCCAUGGUCACUUCCAGAGGCCACACUGGAUCUCUCCUCAGCAGCAAGGACCCACCAUGUUCCUGGGGAAGCCACCUGAGGACCCCAGACCAAGAAGUGCCCCAGCCUUAGCAGCCCCAUGAGUGUCUGGCUCCUUUGAGCUGGUGUGGCCUACUUCCCUCGUGGAACCUCUGUUGGGUUCAUCUACGGGGCCGUCCCCACACUGGCAGAGCUACAUCUCUCCGUGGGCCCACUGCUCUAGGGACCCCUCUUUGGAGGUUGUCUCUACUUUCUCCUAGGCUCACAGUGGUCGUGGUGCCCCAAGGGGUGCAGCUGUGACUAGAGGACUCUGUUGUGUGGACAUGGAGCUCAGGGUAGACGGGUCUGGCUGGCCAUAAUCAGGCACUUUGGGUUCCUUCCCCUUUUAUUGUUGGUUAGGAUUCUCCACUGAAAGGUGGGGUUUUCUGCAGCAUUCCUAGCCAACUGACUGCGAGCUGCCAAGGGCCUGGUACCACCUGCUCCAGUCAUGAUGGAGCCGCCCAGGUAAGGCAGGGUGGCUGGUACCCCUUGUUCCCACUGGCCAGGCCAUAGGUCUGGCUGUUUCCUUCUGCUCCACUGCUGGGGAGUAUUCUUGAGGCCUGUUACCUUGGUGGUGACGUCUCAGACGGAGGGGUGGGUUCUGGGUAGGGCGAGGGGAGAGACCAGCACCCAUAGCUGAAUGCAGAAAGACCCCAGACCCACACUGGGGAGUCAGCUCAGCAGAAAACACCUGGGGUAGAGUUGAGAGUGCUGGACAAAAGGGUCCCAUGGGUGGUACCAUGGGCUCCAGGCCUGGGUGAUGGCACCCCUGACGCCACAGGACAAGGGCAGGUGGAAACCUAUAUUCGUGGUUUCAUUUAUACAUUGACUACUAAUUACUGAGCUGUGCUGGGUGCUGGGGGUUCUGUGAAGAGAAGCCCACAGUCUAGUCCUGGCCCCUCGUGGUGCCCACAGUUGUGUAGGGGAGAUAGUAAUUAAGUCAGACUGGAUGAGAGACAGUUUCCCUGAGGACAUGACAAUACUUGUUUGAAUGCAGAGACCGAGCAUCUUCUAAGAUACUUGUCAUUUCCAUUUGCAAAUGUUCACAUUCUCAGGACCUAAUUGAGAAUUGUGUGAACAAUGCCAAGGAUUAUUCUAGAGUGAGACCUAUGGCCAUGCUGUGGGGGAGCCCUCUGACAGCAGGGAUUGUUACCUACCUGCUUCCUGGGGUGCAGAGAACUUGGGGAGGUGGGCCUGAAGUACACAGGGUGUCUGUGCCCUUGGUGGCUGGGAGAAGCUCAGGGCCUUAUGCAUUCAAUGCCUGACCAAGGCUGGGGCCUUCCAGAGCUGCUCUGGUGGGCGCAGCAGGGUCAGCAGGGCAGGUGGGCCUCAGGCAAUGGCUCCAUUCAGGGCGGGGGCAAAGCAGACAUUGCCAAGUGCUCACACUGGCUCUGCCAACUUCGUUCGGGGGACUAUGAAAACACAUCUGCCUACUUUCACUGGGAUCCCUGGGCAUUACCCCAGGCAUCUGGGAAUGAGUGAGAGAUUUAAAACUUGCUUCAGGGAGGCAAGUUAGAAAGCACCAAGGUUUUAGAGUUAGGAGACCUGGAUUCCUUCAUCCAGUGACCUUGGGAAAGGUCUACAGUCUUUGGAACCCUCAGCUGUUUCCUCUGAGAAAUGGGCUAAAACUGAUCAGCUGUCUGGAUCAAAUAAAAUACACAUGAGAGUGUGAAA